Messenger RNA from Nymphaea colorata (pocket water lily), 447 nucleotides. RefSeq names its product xanthotoxin 5-hydroxylase CYP82C4-like. Lineage: Eukaryota; Viridiplantae; Streptophyta; Magnoliopsida; Nymphaeales; Nymphaeaceae. Bases 1 to 447 code for a protein of 148 amino acids. The record is from RefSeq and is a predicted model, not a curated record. Gene Ontology annotation, molecular function: heme binding; oxidoreductase activity, acting on paired donors, with incorporation or reduction of molecular oxygen; iron ion binding. The transcript has a single exon.
AUGCGCCUAUAUCCAAUGGGACCGCUUUUGGUCCCACAUGAGUCAAUGGAAUCCAUUCAACUUGGUGGGUUCGAGUUGCCGGUUGGCUCAACUCUGUUUGUUAAUGUGUGGAAGAUUCAUCACGAUCCGACAUUGUGGAUGGACCCAGAAGAAUUCAAGCCAGAGAGGUUCUUGAGCAGCUGCAAUGAGAUGACCAGCUUUGGUGGUCAGGACUUUGCGUUCUUGCCAUUUGGAUCGGGAAGGAGGAUCUGCGUCCGCUGGCAGAUGGCCAUGCAAGUUCUUCACCUAACUGUGGCGCGCUUGCUGCAGAGCUUUGAAUGGUCUACACCCAUGAAUGAGCCGGUUGACAUGACCGAGGGACAUGACCUAGCCCUGCCCAAAGCAACUCCGCUUAGUGCUUUUGAGGCCCCGUCUCCCUCCCCACCUCUAUUAGUUACUUGUUUUUAG